AAACCAACCAUGUCUUACUCUCUGGCGGCCAUUUGAAUAACUUCAAAUAAUUAUCUCUUCCUUUUUAUUGCAGUUUUUUUCAUCGUGUAACAAACUCUUUUGUUUUCGCAUAUUCAAAAUCAAUUUUGUUCUUUUACUGCAAAAGUAAACCUCGUGGGAAAUCCUACAGACCUGACGCGACAAGCCGAUUUUAUUAAAAGGAGAGCUUAAAUCUGUGCCCUGUGCCUUUUUUAACCUACCUCACCUAAAAUCCCAAACCUAAAGCGUCAUUCCUCCUCUCUCACAAUACAACGAAAAACCCUCCACCAUCCAACAAUCUUCUACAUUUCUCUCAACUCUUUUUCUCCUAUUACGUUUUCUCUUGCUUACACAAAUACACAUAACCUCAUAAAAUGUCAGAGGUACAAUCCAGACCAGCGCCUCGUGGUGGCAGAAGUUCAGCUCGUGGUGGUCGUGGAGGUUUUACAUCAAGAGCUGGUGGUCGCGGCGGAGCAAGAGGUCAUGCAACCAGCGAGAACACAUCUACUACUGCAUCAAUUGAGCAAAAUAAUAGCGAAGUUGUUCAAUUAAAGAAGAAACAUGGCAGUAAAGUGAGCACUAUCCAAGAAUUGUUUCCAGGCUGGACAGACGAGGAUGUCGUUAUGGCCCUCGAAGAAACCGAUGGAGAUCUAGAAAGUACCGUAGAGCGCAUUUCGGAAGGCACCAUUUCACAAUGGGGAGAAGUUUCAAAUAAGAAAGACCGAUCUAAGUCCAAAGCUCACGAUUCAACUUCAUCUGCCCCUCUUAAUGAGUCAACCAACACUGGAAGAGUGUCCCGAGGUGGUCGAGGUGGAUUCGACGGUACUAGAGGACGCGGUCGCGGUAACGAUAGAGGCAGAGGUGGCAGAACUCGUGGAGCUCCAGUUGCGCAUACAAAUGGUACACGUAACGAAACUGCAGAAGUAUCUGUUCCUACAACUGAAUCCAACGCUUGGGAUACGGCUGCCACUACUGAAAACACCACUAAAGAUACCCCUGCCGAUGCGGAAUCUUCCAAACCUGCUGAGGCUGAUAACACUUGGGGUGCUACAGCAACCAACGCUGCUUCUACAACUGCUGCCGCCGCUACAACUGCCGCUUCAACUAUUAUUCCUGAUGGUGUCAAAAAGAGUUGGGCAAGUAUGUUUGCACCAGCACCUAAGCCGAAGAAGGCUCCAGAACCUGUGGAAAAGCCUGUAGAGCUCCCCAAGCCAGAGGAACCUGUGGAAGCUCCAGCCGUUUCAGAGCCAGAACCUCCUGUUCCCGAACCAGAAACCGUCGAAAUCCCAGAACCUAUUGCACCUGUCGAGUCACCUGCUGAGCCCGAAGUUAAUGUUAAUCUUACCCCAUCGAAGGACGAAUUGACGGAAACGAAUCUCGAACAAGUUCCAGAUGAGUCGGUUCCACCCCCAAGUGCGACAGCCGCAAGCACUGCUGCAAGCUCCUGGGACCCAAGAAAUGCUCCUGGAAAUGCUACUGGAAACUCUACACCUUAUUCAGCAUUGCCAUCUCAAACUACAGCUGCUUCCCGUGCUCCAACUAGUGGUUUCCAAGCUUCUGCAUUAAAGGCUACCGGAUCAUCAGGCCGUACACCAAGCUUUCAACGCCGCGUGCUCGACCAGGAAGAAGCUGUUCGCAUGCCAGGAAAUCGUGAGGUGGACAGAGCUGCUGUACAGUUCGGCGCAUUCAACCUUACAGGCGAAGAUGAUGUUGAUGGUGAUCGUGAAGAGCCAGAGACUAGAGCCCAGCCACCUCAGCAUUCCCCAGUAGCACCAAGAGCUACUUUGCCUCCCGCCCCUCAACAAGCUGCCCCAGUUUCUGAAACCUUGCCAACCCCAAAGCAAGCUCCAGGACUGCCUGCUGCUACUCAUCCCACAGCCGCCCCUGGCCUCCCUUCCCCACAAACUCAUCCUUCUUCUCAAAGUGCUCCUCAACAGGGAUCUCAAGCUGGCUCUCAAUUGGGUCAAUAUGGCCGAUAUGGACAACCAGGAUCUCAAGAGCAGUCUUCAUUGCCACAGAAGCCAUACGAUGCAUUCAGUCAACAAGCACCAAGCUCGCAAAGCCCAUUUGAAGGUUACCCAAGUCAAUCUCAAUCCCAGGCACAGCAACAAUCCGGUGCAUUCUCUUCUGCACCCAACGAUUACUCUUCUUACUACACCUCUGAUCCACAAAGACAAAACUAUAACAGUUACUAUCAGCAACAAUACAACUUGCAACAAGGUGGCCAAGGUCAACAAGAUGCUUCAUCAUCUCAAAGAUCUUAUGGUGGAUACAAUGGACCCCAAACUGAAACUUCUGGUCAACAAUCCCAAUCCCGCUAUGCAACUGCAGGAGCAGGAGAAGGUCAGAACAGUGGUCACACUACUCCUAACCCGGUAGCUCAAAGCCAACAACAAACUGGUGCUGCUGCUCAAACAACUCAACCUCAACCUAGCCAUUCACAACAACCCCAGGGAGCCUAUCCAUAUGGUCAUCCUUACUAUCAAACCCCAUACUACAAUGCUUAUAUGAGUCAGUUCCAACAAGCCGGAGGAUACGGUGGUUACGGUGGUUCUCCAUAUGGCGGUGGAAAGGGAGGCAUUCAUGGCCAACCAUACCAAGGUUACAUGUCCCCUGGUGCACCAUAUGACCACACUUCUACUCCUGCUGCUGGAGGAUUUGCUGGAUCUUCUCUCCAUGGUCGCGAUUCCGCAGUCGGAGGAGGUUUGGGCGAGUAUGGUCGAGCUGGAUCAUCUCAAUCGUCCCAGACCCCUCAAGCAUUAGGUGGAAGUGGUGGAUUUGGUGCCGGUUCCCAUGAUGCAUUUAGCCGUGGUGCUUAUCCUUCAGGACAACACUACAAUGCAACUCAAGGUAGCCAACCAGGAGCUAGUGAUGACUUGAAACCAUUUGGUGAAUCGAAGACAACCAAUGGUCCAAGCCCAUCUUUGUCCCAAGCUGGACGUCCUGGUUCUGCCACUAAUGCCACCCCUGGAUCAGUCUUGCCACCACCUCAAUCUCAACAAGGUGGAUAUGGCGGAUACCCAAGUCAUCUUCAAGGACAUGGACUCCAUGGUAGCCAAGCUGGUAGCCAAUAUGGUGGUCUUGGAGGUGUUGGAAGUCACCAGGCUGCUGGCCAAGGCCACCAGAGUAGUGGAUAUGGAGGCUACCAAGGUUAUGGGGGUUACCAGGGUUUCGGUAACAACCAACAACGUGGUGGAUGGGGUGGCAACUAUGGACAUUAAUUUAUUUGGCCAAAAAUAGCUUGCACAUCCUUUGGUACCUGUUGUUGAUCUUUCUUGCGGGGAAGCAUUCGAUCUUCAUACUAAAAAUUAACUGUGUUACUAUGACCAAAAAUUCAUUUUCCUGCUUUUACUAUUUUCUUUAUUUUCACUGUCUAACGACUUGAUGCACAAGCAACAAAUCUGGAUUGCACAUUCAACAAAUCUGGAUUUAUAUCAACAUUAUGGCUGGCUGGCUGGAUUUGUUUUCACUCUUCUAAAAGGCACACAAAUUCAUUGUUUUCAAAUAGUUAUCUUCACGACUCAAAUGAUGGUUGGGGGUGGGAUGGAAUGGAAUGGGUUGAUAAGGAUGCAUUGCAUGAUUGUAUGAGACUGGAGGGAUGCAUGAAUUGAUUUUGAGAGACAUGAGAGUGGAUACUGAAUCCAUCGGAGAGAGUAGUCA
Messenger RNA from Botrytis cinerea B05.10, 3678 nucleotides. RefSeq lists its product as hypothetical. The record is from RefSeq and is a predicted model, not a curated record. The transcript has 3 exons. Bases 393 to 3239 code for a protein of 948 amino acids. Lineage: Eukaryota; Fungi; Ascomycota; Leotiomycetes; Helotiales; Sclerotiniaceae. Gene Ontology annotation, molecular function: ubiquitin binding. Gene Ontology annotation, cellular component: nucleus; cytoplasm.